CUCCACGCCGGAGUCGUUGUUUAACCGGUAAGCUUUUCCGUUCCCAAAUUCUUCUCCUUCCGCCUCCUGUUUAAAUCCGAUCUUAGGCUCCUCCCUGUGAUUUGUUGAAUUUAUCUAGAACCAAUCAAAACUCAUCCUCUGAGAUUCGUCGCUUGACUUCACUCAAAGUCCUUAUCUUUUUCUCUUGCAGGCAAACACUUCUUCUUCUCUCUCUCUCUCAAAGAUGGCGUUUUUUCGCCUGACCCGCGUUUCACGACGGUUGUUGAAGUCAUCCGUGUCGGCAACUCCAUCUUCGAGCUCUGUUUUCCACUCUCAACAACAACAUAUAUACUUGUCCAAACCUGUUACCACUACACGACAUUGCAUAAACCCUUUGCCUAAGUAUCCUCCAUGGAGUCAUUACUACGAUGUUUGGAGUAAAGGCACGGACUUUCAUCGUGAGGAGAAGCUUCUCGGUGUUGGCUGGAACUAUAGAUUAGUAUCUGGAAUGUCUUCGGUUGUGGAAGGGAAUCCUAAGAAGAAAGACGACGACAAGGAGAAGAAGAGUGUUGGUGUUUGUGUUAAGGAAGCUUCUUGGGUUGAUUUGUAUUUGCCUCAAGGAGCUAGAGGUUAUGCUAAGCUUGCUCGUUUGGAUAAACCUAUAGGGACUUGGUUGCUUGCCUGGCCUUGUAUGUGGUCAAUUGCGUUGGCUGCUGAUCCUGGAAGCCUUCCAAGUUUUAAAAUGAUGGGUUUGUUCGGUUGCGGUGCACUUCUUCUUAGAGGUGCUGGCUGUACUAUUAAUGAUCUGCUUGACCGGGACAUUGAUACAAAGGUUGAUCGUACAAGAUUAAGACCUAUUGCCAGUGGCCUUCUUACACCAUUUCAAGGGCUUCAGUUUCUUGGGCUACAGUUGCUUUUAGGCUUAGGGAUUCUUCUCCAGCUGAACAAUUACAGCCGUGUUUUAGGGGCUUCAUCUUUGUUACUUGUCUUCUCCUAUCCACUUAUGAAGAGGUUUACAUUUUGGCCUCAAGCAUUUUUAGGUUUGACCAUAAACUGGGGAGCACUGUUAGGAUGGACUGCAGUUAAAGGAAGCUUAGAUCCAACUCUUGUACUCCCUCUUUAUCUCUCAGGAGUCUGCUGGACCCUUGUGUAUGAUACUAUCUAUGCACAUCAGGACAAAGAAGAUGAUGUGAAGGUUGGUGUGAAGUCAACAGCACUUCGAUUUGGUGAUAAUACAAAGCUUUGGCUAACAGGAUUUGGAACAGCAUCCAUGGGGUUGCUUGCACUUUCUGGACUGAGUGCAGAUCUCGGGUGGCAAUACUACGCAUCGCUGGUCGCUGCAUCAGGACAAUUAGGAUGGCAGAUAGGAACAGCUGACUUGUCAUCUCGCACUGACUGCAGUAAAAAGUUUGUGUCGAACAAGUGGUUUGGAGCUAUUAUAUUUAGUGGAGUUGUACUCGGAAGAACUUUUCAGUAGAGAUCUCUCUGUUACUGAAUGCUCAUGAAGCUGCUCUCGGAGUACGGUUCACCUAUUCCUAUAUAUGAAAAUGUAAGUAGACUUUUGCGAGUGAAACAGAGGACAUGGUUUUGCUACCAAGGACAAUGUGCUCUCACCUUUACAAAACAUGGAAGAAGUCAUUGUCAGAUAAGCUGAAACUUGACUCUUCUCAAUAGUUUCUGGUUCUGUUAAUAGAAAAUGGGAUUCAUGUCUUUGUUUACAAGGAGGUUUUUUAUCCAUACUCAUUCAAAGCGUUGACAAAGUAACCCUCUGUCUGGACAUACUCAUUCUUGCUUUGAAAAAUAGUUGUAAUAUCAAUUAUUUGUAAGUUACAGGAUUAUUUUCCCCAAUUGUCUAAAAGAUUGCAAAAAAGUAAAGAUAUUUCACAAAA
Raphanus sativus (radish) is the source of this 1868-nucleotide messenger RNA. Its product is annotated as 4-hydroxybenzoate polyprenyltransferase, mitochondrial. Bases 224 to 1456 code for a protein of 410 amino acids. Gene Ontology annotation, biological process: ubiquinone biosynthetic process. Gene Ontology annotation, molecular function: prenyltransferase activity. Gene Ontology annotation, cellular component: mitochondrial inner membrane. Lineage: Eukaryota; Viridiplantae; Streptophyta; Magnoliopsida; Brassicales; Brassicaceae. The transcript is spliced from 8 exons. The record is from RefSeq and is a predicted model, not a curated record.